This is a messenger RNA of Helobdella robusta, 10967 nucleotides long. RefSeq lists its product as hypothetical. Bases 1 to 10314 code for a protein of 3437 amino acids. The transcript is spliced from 5 exons. Lineage: Eukaryota; Metazoa; Annelida; Clitellata; Rhynchobdellida; Glossiphoniidae. The record is from RefSeq and is a predicted model, not a curated record.
AUGAAAAGCGAUGGUAGUGUCGUUACUAUUAAACCUAUGGCAACAAUUUCAUACGGUACAAAUCAACACACCAAACCAUUUCAACACCAAAGUCGCAAACAGCUGCAGCAGCAGCAGCAACAGCAACAGCAACUUCAAAAUCGUCAACAGCAGCAGCAACUACCACAAACACAAAAUCGUCAACAACAUCAGCAAACCAAAGAAGCUUCCAGUAAGAAAAGAACAAUUUCGGAAGAAGGAAUUUCGGGUGAAGGUAUGAGUUUACACUGGUUGAGUGUUCUCGAAGACGCCGCACAAGCUGCCAGAAGCUGCCAAUCUCUCUACGACGGCCGCCACGACAAUUCGGCCGCAUUCACUCGCUCCUCUAGUACAAAAUCCACUUUCGCGAAAUUUUUUUGUCUCGGGAAGAAAAAUAAAAAAAAAAAGAGCGCGUCUCGUGAGAGGAUGAGGAAAAAUGAAAAAUCAAGAAGUAGAGAUCACUACGUCGAUAGCGGAAAUCCAACUGCAGCCGCGAUUCUCGAUCAUUCCAUAAAAUCAUCGACGGGUCGGAGAGAUAAUUAUUUGUACGCGACAGAUGUCCUGCCGAGAAAGCAGAUUUAUUACAGUUUGGAGGAAGAAGAGGCGAGGAAACAGAGACUGUUGAUGGUCCACAAGCUGAACAGUUUGAGUCAGAGCGGAAGAGGAAGUCUGAGUGGGUGGGGAGAUUCAGGAGUUAUAGAUCAGUCUUCCGAUCUGGGAACAUCCUUUGGCGAUGACGGAAUUUUGACGUCAUCAACGGUGGGUUCGGCAAGAACGCGACAAGAUUAUCACGCAUACCACCGAUCUAUGUCGACAUUGUCGCCGCAACAGCAGCAGCAACUGCAGCAGCGACACAAGCAACAAUUCAUGCACGAGCAAAUUGAAAUUCGAGGAGAAAGUAACGAGAAAGAUAUAAUGAGAAGUCAAUCGGAACAUACGAUACCGAGAACUCCGAACAAAAUUAGGCAGAUGAAAGGGCAAGAAAUGAAAGAUCACCAACUGUCUGAACGUCUGCCAGCGCAUCAAUUCAUCACAAGAGCCGAUGUUGAACCAGUACCGCCGGCCAAAAAAAAACUAAAAGAAAAACCAAUUUCUGAAAAAUUUAGCACAAAUAAAAUGAACAUCAACCAGACUCCAAAUCGCAUCGAGAGUAGAUUCAGUUACCAUGAGGAAGGCAAGAAAUUGAAGAGACGAAACGGAGAAAGCAGCAGUCCUGCGACUUCUGAAGAGGCGAGACAAGGCUCUGCAACCACUACUACAUCCUCCAAAACAUCUUUAACGAGUAGCAACAGUGAGAAAACUGAUUCCGAUAGAAUAUUUGUAAGCAAUGAUGGCAGCCAAAUUAAUAUUAAAGAAGGUAAAUGUGAACCCCUUUCGGUAGACGAGGAUAACAUAUGGAGAAAUAAAAAUCGCAUUUCACAAGCACAAAAUAAAAUAUCUAUUGAGAAUUAUCAAAUCGAACCAAAAUCUAGGACCCCGUCUGGCAAACAAAAAGAAAAAUUUGACGCUAAAGAAUUAAUUAAGUCUCGUGAUUCAAAUAAUUUUUCUAAAAAUACUAAAAAUCCUGGUGAAAAUGACGAAAUUAUAAAGCAAGAAGCUCCAGAGAAGUACCAAGUUGACGACCCGUACAUGGACACGAUUUCGAAUUCAGAAAGAGAAGAGGAGGAAAGUAACACGUUCAAGUCUGAAAAUGAAACAACGCAGAAACGAAAGUUGAAGGAGAUGCAGUUGAAUGAGAUGCCCUUCAUCGAUUCCUGCCCUAGUCCGAAGAAAAAUGAGAUUGAUACGAUCCUCGAAGAAUCGUUCGCUACGUCUGCCGGAAGUGCAGUUUCCGAAUUAAAAACCGACUCAUCCUCAUCUUCAUCAGAUGAUACAAUCAGUGACGGAAAUGAUGAAAAUAAAAUUAAAAAGAAGAAAAAAACAAAAAAGGAGGCGAAAAAUUACAAAGCUAGUGACGAAGAAGAAGAGAAAAUUUUGACUUGUAAAAAAUUUACAAUUGAAUCAAAUGCCAAAAAUGAAAUAAAAUCUAACAAAGCUGCCUCCGGUUCAAAAUCAGCUCCAUCAUCCCCCUCUCUUUCUCACUCAUUUGAUGUUGAAAUCAAUUUCUCAGAAGAAAUUGAAAAUUUGAGAAAAUUAGAGCUAGAUAAUUUGGGUAAACUUGAAUAUCACGGCCCAGAAAUCACUGUAGAAAUGCCGUUUAAUCUGCUACCUGGAAAUAAAAAAAUUAACCAGAAACAUGAAAAUGAAAUCAAAAAAUGGCGAACACCGGCUGUUUAUAAAUGCAGACAGACACACGGCAGCGAUAUAAUUUUUGAGAACGUUACAUACAGCGACGGCAAACCACAAUCUACAAAUGUUAAGCGUUGCACGCUGACCAUCAUCUGGUCGUUCACAAAAAUGGAAAUUAAAGAGGAUGUGGAAAGUUUUGUCCGAGUGGCUAGGUUGGUGCUAAACUAUGAGUUGGAUGGAGAAAUGAGAAAAGACAAAGGCGAUACAAAUGUUUCCAGAUCUGUAGUGCACGAAAGAAAGCGAGGCGAUGGCAGCACACAGUGGCUGGAGGAAAUUGAUGGAGACGUUGUAGAAUCUGGAAUAGAUGAAAUUGUAAAAACUGGUGCCAGAGAUGAGAAUGAUAAAUUUGCAGACACGAGUAUGGUAAUGCAGAUGGUGAAAACAAUUUGUGAUUCUCUAAAUGAACAAUUUGAUGAAGAUAAUAAAAGCAGCUCUAUCAAAAAUAAACUGCCGGAUCAAGAUAAUACUACAAGCCAAAUUGAUAACGUGAGUAAAAUUCCGACCAGUGAAAAAAAUAAACUAAAGCCUACCGAAGAUUCGGAUGAAAUUGAAAGAGAACCCUUUCAGUACAGAAAAGCGAGUUUAACGCACGGCAAAGAUGAUGAACUCUUUGUACCGACGGACGCAACUCGGUUCAGUAACAUCGCCGUUGAAAGACCGAUCGACAACAAACCUGAGAAAGUGAUGAUAGUUCAAACUUUGUCGGAUAACACAAAAAAACCCGAUAAAUUUCCUCCAAGUAAGAGUGAAAUUUUCAAAGCACAGGAUGACACGCCACUCAAUAAAACACGGAAAGAGAACAGCAGCAACAGCCAAACAACCGAACAACCGAACGAACAACAGAAGGAAAUAUCAAAAAUCGACAAACGUGAAAACAAAAACAUUACUUCAAACAAACACCCACCUGAUCAACACGACAACUUAUCAGCAGCAGCAGCAGCAGCAGCAGCAGCUGAUCAGACGACGAGCAGCGACGAAAGAUACGAAACCGCGGAUGACGAGAUGAUGACAGAUGCAAGCAGCGGGAAAUCGCCCCAACCACAACCUUUCCAUCCACACCAUCCCGAAAUCAACCCCCCGAAACAAAAUUAUGAAAUUAAAUGCGGUGGUUUCGGUUCGCGGAACAUCAGGGAUUAUAUUUCGUCAGAGGCCAAAUUCGAUCUAGAUGUAGUGGAAUCAUCGGUCGCGUGCAUUGGAACGAAUAAUUUCAUAAUCGAAACUAGCGAAAAACACUACUCGAAUUGUGUAAACUGCCCUGAGGACGCUCCUAUGAAACGUGAUUCCAACAUUCAUGCCACUAAGCCUGAUACGGCAACGUCAAAAAUUGAUGAAAAUUCAUCGACUAUCAUCAUUAGUUCGAAUCCGUUGACUGCCGAUGAUAAAAUGUGGGCUUCUGAUAAGGAAAUUGAUUUCAAUGAGAGGCCCUUUGCGACGAGUUCGCCGAAACUUGAAGACUUUCUCGAUGGCUACGACAACCACAAAACGGAAAAUAAAAUGAAAAAUUUGCCAGAUGAAAAUUUUACAAAUUUAAAAUUAGUCAGAAACCCUCCUUCGAUUUUCAGUGAAUCGGAGGAUGAGAAGUUCAUGUCUCCGUUGGAUGGCUCGUUCGUUUCUGAUGACAGCCGCAAGAAAGAAAAUGCUGAACUCAUUUCAAGCAGUGCCGAAUUUUAUUCAUGCGAUCAGUACGAAAGCGACAGGCAGGAUGGCGGGACAAAUAUCAAAAAUGAAAAAUAUUUAGGGGAAAAUAUUUCAGAGAGUGCAUCCAGACAACAACAGCCAGUUAACAAGGUUGAAACAGAUGAUGACAAACACAAAGAAGCAUCGACCAACAUGAAAGAAAGUGAAUCAUUCUGCGAUACCGACACUGAAACCUUAGCUGAAGAAUCCUGCACAUCAGAAGAUGAAGACGUUGAAGUUAGAAAAGAAAUUUUCAUUCCACAAAAUCCUAAAAUUAAUGAAGAAACUGAUGUUGAAAAAGUUGAAGAUGAUGGCUGGUGUAAAUUUAACUGCGGACAAGAAAAAUUAAUUUCGACAAUUUUAUCAGAGGCUAUGGCUGAAUUCGAGAAAGAAUUUUCAAAUAAAAUCCACAACAUCCCUUCCAUUGACUGGUCGACCAUUGAAGUACCAAAACUGGAAAGCGUAGACGUUGAUUCUCAGCUAAUUUCUCUCCUAAACAAUGACAAGACGUCUGAUUUUACACAAGUUACAUCAAUUCCUCCGCCUACGUAUGAAGAGUUCAUGGAAGAGGAAGUCAAAAAUACCGCUACUACCGCUACCGUUACUGCUACUACUACUGUCGAUGUUGCGGCUGCUACUACUACUACUGCUCUUACUACUACUAAUACUAAUGAUAUUACAAUUGAUAAUAGUCACACAAAUGACGAAGUUCAAAUAAAAAAUACAAAAUCACCGUCAGUUGAAACCGCGAAAGACAUUUUAGACAGCUACUUUGCUUUAACGUGUGCACACAGCGUACAAAAGGACAAUGAUUUAAUCGCCAAUUACUUAGAAAAUAAUAAGGAUGAGUUGGAUUUUUAUAAACAGACUACUAGCGAAGUUGAAAAUGAUGAAAUGGAUCUUGAAGAAUUUGAAGACUCACGUAAAACUGAUGUCGAAUUAGAAAGAGUGACAGGCGAAGAACCAUCAGACCGUGAAGAAAUAAACUCACAACAGCAUAUCUCUGAAUUCAUCUGUGACCAUUUUAAAGAAACUCUAACAGAUAAAGAGCUGAUAAAUCAAUAUUUGAAAGUUAAUGAAAAUGAAUUAGAUUUUUACAAAAAACCAGCUAAAACGCUUGAUAAUUAUGACGAAUCAGAGCAAAUUAACACCCAAUCUACUGUUACAAAUGAUGAUUUUGUAUGCGGUCACCAGAAUAAAAUCUCAUCAGAUAAAAAACUUAUUAAAGAUUAUUUAAACACGAACGAAAGUGAACUAGAUUUUUAUAAAUUAAAAAACGAAAAUUUAUCAAAUAAUAAUAAAAAUGUUUCACAACUACAAGAGGUUUCCGAAAAUUUACAUAAUUUGAUCGUUAACGAACCUGCAGACCGAAAAACUUCAGAUCAUCCCCAUUACGCUGAUUUCAUUUGUGGAUAUAUCGGAAAAACUUUAACAGAUGAAGAAAUGAUAAAUUCAUAUUUGAAAGAUAACGAAAAUGAAUUGGAUAUCUACAAAGAUGAUGAAAAAAGUACAUCAGCAACGACGACGACAGCAGCAACAACAACUACUAAAGCGACAAUCACUACAGCCACAAAAAAAGAAUCAGAAGAAUCUGAUUUCCAACCAUCGCUGGCAAGCAUCAACACCGCGAUUAACAUCUUAGAAUGGAAUGCAGACUUCGUGUGCGGAAGUAUCAGCGGUUAUAAUAAAAUCAGACUCGAUGAAGAACUUAUAUCAGUUUACUUGGAAAAUAACCCCGACGAACUGAAUUUUUAUUCAAAUCAAGAAAAUUUUCAAUCAGAAAGGGCAAUGGAACGUGCUGACAAAACUACAAAGUUUGAUUUGACGCCUACUGGCAAAAAUAUUUCAGAUGAAAAUUUCUAUUUCUCAUGCUGUCAUCAUGAUAACACGGAAAAAUUUAAAUCAGACAAACAUCUCAUAAGAGAAUAUUUAGAAAAUCAUAGCGAUGAAUUGAAUUUAUAUAUAAGUUCAGGCAAGCAAUCUGAUGAAACUAUUCAAAAGCUACAUCAUCAAAACAAAAAUGAUGACACAGAUUCAAAUUUCUAUCUUUCUACCACCACUACUACUACUGCUACUUCUACAACGACUGCUUCUGCUACUACCUUUAGUACUGAUAAUAAUACUGACCGUAGUAAGAAUGUUAAAGACGGAACACAGGAUAGUCGAGAAGAUUUUUCAUCAGGUGCGUUUGGAACUGCGGCCAGUGUGGCUGAUUGGUUCUCUAUGAAAUGUGGGCAUGACGACCACUCCAAAACAACUGCAGACGAAAUACUGAUUGAAAACUUUUUGAAAAAUAAUCCAGACGAUAUCGGCAUGUAUCGCUCCUACCUGCCGAAAUCUCCUAACCAAGAAAAACGACAUCAGGGAUAUGGCAUUGUUGUUUCUCCAAGAACAAGCGAUGAAACUGAGAAAAUAAAUGAUUAUGAAAAUGACGAUGGUAAUGUCACAGAAAUUAUUAACCUAAGUGCCGUGAAAACUGCCGUAGAUAUAUUAGACUGGUGCACUCACGAAAUUUCCGAAUAUAAGUCAAACGAAAUAUUAACGGACGAACAGAUUAUAUCAUCUUUCUUGAAAAAUAAUGAAAAAGAAUUAGAAGAUUAUUUAAUUUUAGACGAAAAAAAUGAUCAAACAGAUGAAAAUAAAACUUACUUGAGUGAAGUGAAAAAAAAUGCGGUCAGCCAGCCAAUGCCGAUUCCAUCAAAACGCGACGAUUUCACGGAGCAAGAAAUAUCCGACUCGAGUAGCUCAAACGAUAGCGACUCCAACUGCAGUACUGUCGGUAGUGGCGAUCUAGAAGUGGACAUCGAUCAAUAUUUCGCGGAGAACGGCGGAGAUACGAUGAAGAGAGUUUCACCUAGCAACCGCUCCUCUGUCAGUCUCUCUGAAUUUCAAAGAGCUGGAAUCGACGUUCGAGAUGGAAAACUGGAGGAAGUAAAAUCAGAAAGUGAAAAAGUGGAAACCAGUGAAAAUGAAACUGCGGAAUCUACAAAUGAACAUGAAGUAAUAGGCUCAACUGAGAUAAAAGAAAAUAAUUCAAAUGAAAUUGACAGCAGCAUUUCGUGCGAUGAGAAAUUGAAACAUGUCACCAACAAGUCGGUAUCUGACGAAGAAAAUAAAAAUAAUAAAUUAGACGGUGACAUCGAUGGAAAAGCUUCAAAUAAUUCAGAAGAUAAGAGAAAAACAAACACUAGUCCUAUUUUCGGAGGCUUUAAGAAACUUUUCUUUGAUUUUUUCAAGAUCGACAAACAAGAGGAUCAACAGAAAAGCAGCAAUAACCAAGAAAACGAUAAAGGAAAGAACACGGAGAAGCAUCAAGACAAGCCGUCAACACCUGAAAAAACUGUUCACCACGACCCUAGCGUCCAACCGACCGAACCAAAAAACCUCGACAUUCAGAACGAAACAACAAAACCAACCUCACACAACAACGAAACUCAAGAGGCAUCAGACAACCAAUCAUCAACGGAAGGUAACACAUCGUCAGAUAAUGAUAGAACCGGCUCCUCUUCGACAUCACGAUCAACAUUCUACGAAUUUCACAUGAAUCAUAAACCUCGCAGGCCAGACGACGAAGACGAUGAAGAUGGUGAAGAUAAUCUAGAUGGAGGUCGAGACAUCAGAAUAGUCAAAACAACUCACCAACAUAGCAACAACGUGCUAGUUCAGGUGUUUGCGAGAAAUGAUACCAUCUUAAAAGAAGUUGAAAAACAAUAUUCUACCGAACAUGAAACUGCCGCAAAAUCUUCAACUGAAUUACAAAACACGCAGGAUAUCCACCAAACAGGGAACGCCAAAGAGUGCCCUUCCCAAACAACGGGACGACCGUCCCGAUCAUCUCCCAACAACUCAGAACAGUCUGGACAAAGUAUAAAUAAUAACGAACGUGGUGAAUUCUUAUCGCCAAAUCAAAGGGGAGGAGGAGGAAAUAGAUCUCGUUCCCCCAGUGAAAGUCCAAACCGUAGGAACCCGUCAAACGAGAGAAGAAAGUUUCGAAGGAGUAUGAUGCGUGGUACAGGAGAAGUGUUCCCGUCGAGAGAUACGAUGCAAGAACAUUUUGAUUACAUACCGAACAGAGUCACUGUCCAUGUCACUCCAUCAAUGGACGAUCAGAUCACUGCUACGCUGAAUACUGUUGAAAACUUCUACCGAAUGAUCGAAGAAUUAGACGGCGACGGUGUUUCGUGGCCUAAACUCGAUGAAGCUGGCCGACACGAUGCCAAACAUGAAAAAAGAAAUUCACACUACGAUAAACGACGUCCCGAAGGAGCUGAUUUCAAUGGAGUAUCAACUGGUUUCGCCGCGAGACAUUCUCAAAUUCAAAACCAGCUAGAACAAAUUUUAAAGGACACAUCUUUCGACGGCACGCCAGUAGACAGGGAUGAUAAAAACCAAAACAGGCAGAGAUUCGAAGGCAAAUGGGUUCCAGUGAACGAUUACACAGACAGUCAUGGUAGAGUCGUAAAACUUCCCGGCAUGACAAACGCCGAAUGGAUGACGCUGACAGACAACAAAGGACAAUAUGCUACAGCUGGGGGCGGCAGGAUAUUCGCACGAAGGCGUCGCAGUCGCGGAAGCCAGAAACAAGGCAGUGAAGAUUCGAGCGAAACUGCAAGUCUGAACGGUAGUAAUGCUGGUGUCGAAGAUGAAUUUUUCGAUUCAACGUGUCCCGAAACUGAUCAACUUUUAUUAACGAGUGUCAGAGGGAGCCGAAUGCGUUUUAUCUACUUUUUAGAUAAAACUGAAGAAGCCACUACAGCAGCCACUCAACUCGUUUCCGACAUAAUCGGAGACACCGAACACGAUGAGUCGAUAGAUGGAUUAGAUCGUUCUAACGACGAUACACUGGAAGAAGGCGAAAGUGAUGAAGAGGAUGGCGGGGGAUUAACUGAUCAGAUAAUGUUAAUAUUUGCAUCUUCAGAUUUGGCAGCAGGAGCGUUCGGUGGUAUCGGAGGCGACCCAGAACCAGGACCCUGGGACGAUGAAGCUUACCGCAUGAGACGGGCCGCAGCAAAAACGACGACGACCACCACCACAACUUCCACAACAGUCACCGAAGCAGGUCUCGUAACGCCAGACUCCAGCCGCUCUGAUGUUAUCAUAGAAAAUAAUGGAGAUAAAUAUAGAGCAUCGGAGAGAUGGACUACUGUCAACAGUUUUCACGGAGGUAGCGGAAGUGUUGAGGAUUUAGAUUCGAACCUAGGAGCCAGUGAUGGGAACUACAACAGAGACAGUACAACCACAGAAGAUGACAGAAGAUGGUUUAGUGAUGAAGAACAUCCCAUUCAUUCUCCUCAAUCCCGAGAUGAACUUCGAAGACGACACAGAAGCAUUGAAGAUGGCAUUUCUUCAUUCGAUGAGAGGAUUCACAACCUAACUGACCGCAUUCAAAGACUGAAGUCUGUUGAGAUGGAUUUUAGUAGCGGUCAAACAUUUGAUCGCCGCAGCAUCAGUGGAUCUAGUACCGACCGCAGAGAAUAUACGACUCCAUCUAACUUCUACACAGCCUCUACAACUUCAAACAUUCAAUCCGAAAGUUCAUAUUCUUCUGCAGCUUCCACAGUUACAAGACAUUCUGACGGCAGGUGUCAUACAGGCAUCUAUGAAACAAAUGAAAGUUAUAAAACAGCAUUCGAAGGUAGUGGAGAUUACGGAAGAAGAAUUGGUACGAGUGCAACAACUCACGGAACGAGUUUCGCAUCAGCUGGCAGUGGUUUAUACGAAACUACAGUUGACGGUAGGCAAGUCUACGGCAGAGAUUUCAGCAGCACCAGCUCAUACAAGACUGCAACAGAUAGAACUAGUUUCGUGUCUGCUAGUGAUUCUGUGCACAUAAGAAGAGGCGAUGAUCUUGAAUCUGCAUUCGACCCCGUGGUAACGGCUUACGAAUACGCUGAAAUGAUAUCAAUAUUCAAGUACUGCUCGCAACAGUUCAGACGUACUUUCAAUGAAUCGCGCAAUUUGAGAUGGAUCGAGGGAAGACCACCCGUCAUGGUGUUACCGCCAAGAUGGGUCUGGGGUGGACCGUUCGCAGAACACCGAGCAAGAUCAACAGCCGGUCUCUACUCUUCUUCAAUCGUUCACCUUUCGGAGCAACGAGAAUACAGCCCGAUAGCAGUUGCCAUCGUUUCAGAUAAUUUUUACGUGGUGGCUACCAGCAACAUCCUCUACUCGCAACCAGGUACCAUCGCUGUUUCAGUCUCCAGACGCCGCAGGUCUCGUCGCAGAAAUCGGACUGAUGCAACCGCCAAUCAAGAGAACGAGAGCGGCAGAACGAAUGGAGACGACAGUAGUUUCGAUAACGAGAAUGGAAAAGAUGAAAGCUCUUCGUGAACUGGUUCGAUCUGAUUGGACUUGGAAUCCGGUAGAAGACGUAUGGUUCUUGUGAGAAAAUGAUGUGUCGUCUUGUAAUUUUCAUGUUGCUAACUCCAAAUUUAAAAAUUCUCAAUUCUUUUUCAUACUUUUCGUUAUUUUCGGUCAACCAAAUGAGAAAAAGCAUUUGAAAAGGUAGCUUGAGAUAUUAUAUGUCUACAUAGUUAUUCAUAUUUUUGCUGAAUCAUUUUACAAACUUCCAUAUAUAAAAAAUUUAAAACUUUUUAACAAAGAUAAUUAUGUAAAAUAUUCAAUUUGCGAUUAGCACCUGCCUAAAGCUUUCACAUACACGCCUUAUUUUACAUUAUUCUUCAAUGUUUUUCCCACUGAAUUAACUUCGCAUUUUUAUCCAAUUGGGUUUAUAGAAACACGAACGCGUGGCAGGUAGACAUACAUGUAAGUGUUAUAAAUAUCAUUUUUACUAUUAUAUUUUAAAAAUUAUUUUACUUUUACUUGUUAUAAAAUAUUUCUAAAACAAUUUAUUCCUUUUAAUUCUCAUGCUAUGGUUAUGGUCACUAGCGAUAUAUAUAUAUAUAUAUUGUGUUGUUUUUUAAAGAUUUUUAAUUUUAAUCCACUUAACAAUGAUUAAAUAAAAAACUCUUAAAAAACGAGAA